Molecule: messenger RNA, 1164 nt
Organism: Podospora anserina S mat+
Lineage: Eukaryota; Fungi; Ascomycota; Sordariomycetes; Sordariales; Podosporaceae
Exons: 3
Coding region: 1-1164 (387 amino acids)
Source: RefSeq, a predicted model, not a curated record
AUGUCAUCAGGAACGGGAGACACCGGCCUUGCCGGCAUCGUCAUCGCUCCCGAGGAUGCGACUUCAAUGGACAAGCUUGCGCACUCAGUGCUCGACGACAUUCUUUACGAUCUUGUUCAUGAUUUGUUGAUCAGGGUCCACCGGGACGAGAAGUCGGCUCGCGCCAACACAGCCGCCAUCAAGGUCGAGAAGCUCGCACUCGGUGCCAUAGAUGGCUCAACACCAGACCAAAGACCCGACGUCGAGAUUGAGACGGACGCGGCAAUCUACAAAGAUGGAAGAGUGACACUCAAGGGCAACCCCCUCAAAACAACCAAGGAGAUCCUCUGCCCAAGAUGCAAUCUUCCAAAACUAUUACACCCAACAGACGGGAAAGGUGCGAAGAAGCCAGACCCCGGUGUCAUCUACUGCAAGAGACACCCAUACAUAGAGAAGCCGGGUUUUGAUAUCUACGGCCAGACCUGGGUCGCUCCAGGGCCAGGUCGAGGCAAAAAGAAGAAGGAUAUGGAAAAGAAAGACCUCAACGAUCCAAACUCGCCAGUCCCAGGCACAGAAGGCAGCGCCAAGGACCGGCCACCCAACGUGCUCAGUUUCCCCAGCGCGACUUGUAGCAAGUGCAAGCGCUGUAUCCUGGUGACGCGUCUCAACAAUCAUAUGGGGUCGUGUAUCGGCAACAGUGGGCGAAAUGCGAGUAGGGCAGCAGCCCAAAAGAUCAGCAACAGCAAUGGCGGCAGCCAAAACAAUGACAACACGCCACCAGGCAGCCAGAAGGGCACACCACUUCCCGGCAGUCGUGCUGCUAGUCCCAAGAAGCGGGAUAUGGACGAUCCUGAUGACGAUGCCGAGGAAUCAGAUGCUUCCAAACCCAAGAAGAAGAUCAAACUGGCCACCACUUCUCUCAACAAGAAGGUCACUCUGAAGGCGGCAAAUACCACCAAGAAGGAAAAAGCCAAGGCCAGCUCCAUGCUCAACGUUGAGCAGAAAGUGGAUGAUGAAGAUGGAAAGAACUCAACAGUGCAGGUUGCCCCCAAGAAGACCAACCCAAAGGGCCCGUCGCCGGUGAAGAACAAGAUCAAAGUGGCAAAGCCUACUCAACCGUCGCCCGCUGGAAAGGCGAAGGUCAAAGUUAGAGAACGCGACCUAGAGACAUCGGUCUCGCCUUGA